CCUGGAAAAGAGAAGACCAAGAGAGGGUGAGAGUAAAGCUUUUAAAAUAUGAGUGAAUAUGCUUCCUUCUGUCACUCUCCUUUAUUGAAAAGACAUCCCGGGCCUCCUCUGAUAGACACCCAGUUCAUAUUUUGGAAGGAUGGGGAUUUUGGACUUUGCUUUGAAGAGAUAUUCAUCCUUAGCCUCUCCUACUCUCUCCUCUCUCUAGUGAGCGCCCUUUACGCUGGACUCUACAGGUCUCGUAACAGGAGACAGAGGCCAUCACUGGGUUUACUAGCUCGUGGUAUCCUCGUUACAAUACUAGGAAUCAACUCCAUCACGAAACUGGUCUCUUCUUUCUUGUUGAUUCCAUCUCUCUCCUACUCUCUCUUUCUUUCUCAGUCCCUCUCAGUGUUAGCAUGGAUCAUUCAUUCUCUCUCUCUUUUUGUUCUCUCUUUCUCUCCUACUCAUACCGGCCUCGGUCCACUGCCCCUUAACCUGACGUGGGGACUCACCCUCCUCUCCACUAUCCUUCGGUUUCGCUCUGUCAUACACUACUUAAACCACGGCUCUACUCUUCCGUCCUACCUCUCGUCCAGUGUUAUUCAAAUCACCACUUACAUUGAGUUUGGGGUCCAAGUAGUCUACGUUUUUUUUUUAUUUGUUCCGGCCGGUAAGCAUCGGUCAAGCCACACCCCUUUAUUAGGCUCCACCCAGUUCCGUCAAGGUGAGGAUGAAGAGGAGAUAUUGGACGAUGGUGAUGAGCUGUUGGUAACGUCACAUGGUAUACAGGAAUAUGGAUCGGUUAGACCACACCCUACUCUGAGACGGUUCCGUUUACCAGAUGCUUCAGAGGAUCGAGCUAAUCCUUUAUCACUUCUCUCCUUUUGGUGGGUACAGCCCCUCAUGAAGAGAGGGUCACUAGGGUUGCUACGACGACCACAGGACCUCCCUCUAAUGCCUAAAGCUUUGUGGACGUCUACCGUUAGAGAAAGAUUUCAAAGGAUUUUUAAUCCCGAUAGGGGCGGAGCUAGGGCUGACACUGAACUAUAUUCUCUCAAAUCAAUGGACAGGCUUUCAGUAUCUCACUCAAGUCAACCAUCUUUAGCAGCAGCUGCUCACAAUACAGCUCCUAAUAAUACUGACCUUCCUCCUCCUCCUCCUCCUCCUCGUCAGAUGUCACUGGUACGUGCUCUUAACCUGUCCUUUGGUCUCCAUUAUUAUCCUCUCGGUAUUAUGAAGCUAGUUAAUGAUGUGAUUGGUUUUGGAGGCCCUUUACUCUUACACCAGCUGGUGGCUUUCAUGGAGAAUAGAACAGAGCCCAUGUCUCACGGCUAUUAUUACGCUCUUGGUCUGUUCUUAAGUACUUUAUUGACGGCAGUUCUCAACGCUCACUUCACAUAUCAAGUAAACAAGGUUUGUAUUAAGAUUCGUGGGUCUCUUGGAUCUUUUGUUGGUGUUACUGGUAAAGUUGGAUCGGGCAAGUCUUCUCUCCUGUCUGCCAUUACAGCAGAGAUGAGGAAGAUAAGAGGAAAAAUUUAUGUGUCUGAUUUGGUCGAAGGGUUUGGAUUGUCUAGCCAGGAGUCAUGGAUACAAUAUGCCACCAUCAAAGAGAACAUACUGUUUGGACUGCCCUAUGAUCCUGAUAGAUAUGCAGCUGUAGUUUAUGCUUGUGCACUAGAAGAGGAUUUAAAGUCAUUACCAGCUGGUGAUCAAACUGAAGUUGGUGAGAACGGAGUGACAUUAAGCGGUGGACAAAAAGCAAGGCUGGCUCUAGCAAGAGCUGUCUAUCAAGAUAAAGAUGUCUACCUGCUGGAUGAUCCAUUAGCAGCUGUAGAUGCUCACGUAGCGUCCCACCUAUACACCCACUGUAUCACCGGACUCCUUAAAAACAAGACAAGGAUCUUGUGUACCCACCACAUCAGGUUCCUCCAGGAAACCGACUGCGUCAUAGUUUUAUCAAAUGGUGGUAUUUCUCUCACUGGAGCACCUGCUACUGUACUGCCUCUUAUAGAAGGGAAUGAGUUUAGACCCAGGAAACUAUCAGGAUCUCACAAACAGGUAACUGAAAGACCAGCUGAGGUGAUUAAAGAAGAAGAUGAGAGUAUGACUGAUGGUCUUGCCAUAAUUUAUUAUUACAUUCAGAAAUAUUAUAGAAGAACAUCCAGGGAACUAAAAAGGCUCUCUACAGUGACUCUGUCUCCGGUCUAUGCUCAUUUUCAAGAGACUCUGACUGGUCUUACGACCAUCAGAGCUCUGAGAGCUACGAAGAGAUUCAUGAAAGAGAACGAGACAAAACUGGACAUGAGCCAAAGAGCAAACUAUGGAAGUUAUGCAGUUGCCCAGUGGUUAAGCAUUAGACUACAGAUGUUGGGCGUGGCUAUGGUAGGGGGUGUGGCUUUUAUUGCCGUCCUAGAGCAUCACUUUGCUGGCUCAGUUGAUCCCGGUCUUGUUGGACUAGCGAUAUCCUAUGCACUCUCAGUCACUAACCUCCUCUCUGGAGUUGUGACGUCUUUUACUGAAACCGAGAAAGAAAUGGUCAGUGUUGAAAGAGCAAUGCAGUAUAUCAGGGGAGCUCCUGUGGAAAGAAAUAAUGAUAAUAAUAAUUCUCCACCCAUUGAUUGGCCAACCAGAGGAGUAAUAGAAUUUCAAAGAGUGGUACUGAAGUACAGGGAAGGACUAGCACCUGCCUUAAAAGGAAUUUCAAUUAAUAUAAGAUCGGCAGAGAAGGUAGGUGUGGUUGGAAGGACAGGUGCCGGUAAAUCGAGUUUGUUUCAAGCUUUGUUUCGUAUGAUUGAUCCGCUUGAAUCAGGAGCCAUCCUCAUUGAUGCCAUUAACAUAUCAACUGUAUCACUUGACAGAUUGAGAUCUUCAAUGGCCAUUAUACCACAAGAUCCUUUCCUGUUCAACGGAACAGUGCAGGAGAACCUUGACCCUUGCAGUAAAUGUUCUGAAUACGAGGUCUGGUCUGCUUUAGAGAGAUGUCACUUAAAGACAGUGAUAGAGGAUUUAGGAGGAUUAGGGGCUUCAGUUGAGGACAGAGGGCGUGUCUUUUCUGUUGGACAGAGACAGCUAAUGUGUCUAACGAGGGCACUUCUCACCAAGUCAAAGAUAAUUUGUAUCGAUGAAGCCACUGCUAGUGUUGACCUCAGCACUGAUGCUCACAUUCAGAAAACCAUCAGAACAGAAUUUGUUACCUCAACAGUCAUCACUAUAGCCCACAGAAUUGAGACAGUUUUAAAUUGUGAUCGUAUUCUUGUGAUGGAGGGAGGGCGUGUCAAAGAGUUUGAUGCACCUGGAGUGUUGCUAGGUGACCCAAACUCAAUCUUCUCUUCACUUUUUAAUGAAUACAAGAACAGGAGAUGAGCAACUAAAAUAUCAGUACUAUUAGCAUUAUUAUCAUUAACAUUAUUAUUAUUAUUGUUAUUAUUAUUGUUAUUAUUAUUGUUCUAUUUUAUUGCAUUAAAAUUAACACUGCAAGUAACACUAUCAGUGUCUAUCAA
This is a messenger RNA of Amphimedon queenslandica, 3482 nucleotides long. RefSeq names its product multidrug resistance-associated protein 7-like. The transcript has 20 exons. Gene Ontology annotation, molecular function: ABC-type transporter activity; ATP hydrolysis activity; ATP binding. The record is from RefSeq and is a predicted model, not a curated record. Gene Ontology annotation, cellular component: membrane. Bases 49 to 3345 code for a protein of 1098 amino acids. Gene Ontology annotation, biological process: transmembrane transport. NCBI's taxonomy places the organism in Eukaryota, Metazoa, Porifera, Demospongiae, Haplosclerida, Niphatidae.